AUGGCGUCUUCCCUUGGCAAGUUCACAGCCGCCUUAAUGGCUGCCUCCCAAGAGAAUACGAUGGCACUGGCGGCGUUGAACUUUGACUUCUCCUUGUACAAGGUAGAGGCACCCAGGGAGUACCAGCUCCUGGGCAGUAGCCUGUCUGAAGACCGCCGUCGCCAGGCUGAAGGGGGUUCUCAGCACAUUGCUGCGCGCAGACUGGGCGCCGUCUUUAGAGGUAGACUACCGAAAGUGCCCCAUCUUCUUCAGGCUUUUGGACACCGCGUCUCGCAAAUCGCGGCGGCUUCAAAGAACAGGAAGAAAGACACCAGAGAGUACUCGGCUGAGAACUAUGAAAACCACGUUUUCUCCAAGAACGUGGGGAUCGACGGCACCUCUCUUUGGGCAGCCGCAACGUCCGGACCGGAAGCUCUUUGUGUGCAACUUCUGGCUUGUUUAUUAGCCCGGCUCUGGUCCCCGCCUGAAGCUGUAUCGAUCUGGGCUGAGGUAUUGAAUGCCAGAAAAGCUGAGCUACAUCAGGAGGGGAUGGAGAUUGCUGAUAUAACAGCACUCAACUCUACCGUCACUCGUGAGCAACUCGCUGAAUUGGAUGCUAGCACAAGGUCAUGGCUGCAAACGGCGGAUGCAAUCAAGGCCGCAGAACUUAUUCAAUUCCGCUUGAUCAUUGGCAACAUCGACAUUCCAGUCAACAAUACGCCUGGUACAUACGAAAGUGUUAUGGAAGCAUGGACGGAGUCAAUGAAAGUCGCAGACAAAUUGAUCGCCGGUGUGGCGCAAAGCGUAUACAACGGGGGAGCGCUCCUCGGAUUGUCAGCAUGGCAUCUGUACCCAGACAUGUCUGUGUAUAGCAGUGAGCUGUCCAGUGGUCCACCUGAGAAGGAAGUGCGGCAGAAUGACCCCCUCGUUAGUCCAGGAGGCAUUCUGACAGUCGGACUGCGGCCAUCUGACGGCAUCAAUUAUGGUGUGCGAUGGUCAUUGCCGUUGGCGAAGCUUCGAUACUACGGUGCACCCAUGACGAUCACGAGAAUCAUGGAUGCUAAUCCAUCAAGGGUAUCAAUCACGGAGUUGAUGCUUGCUGCACUAGGUGCACUUGCCAGGGAGUGGCCAGAAACACAGGACAGAUUCGAUUACGUCUGCAAGUUCUAUCAUUUACUUGCGAGUCGCAUGGAAGAGUCGAGUGGUCCAAUCGUUGCAGGUUAUAAAGCUCUCGGUAAGGCGGCUGGAGAGUUUCUGAUCGAAGCCCCCGACAGGCGGCGUGUAAUGACGCGAAUAAUGGCAUAUGGAAACAGAAAUGGCGGGGAGUUCUUGAAGGACAAGGAGGGGAGGACACCCACGUUUGAAAAUCAGACCUUCGGGAUGACGAAUGUUAUCAAGUUGAUCGAAUUCAUCGAAAACGUGGACGUCCGGCAGCAAUUACUGUGUGAAGUACUACAGAAAAGUGUUAAACGGUUGACUAGCGGGCUUUGGAUGGUGGUGUCUUUUGACAACGACUCUUUCCUUGGACGGACCGGCUUCCCAAGCAAUAUCCCGUGCCAGAAUUCAACAAGACGAGGGGAGUCAGCUCCCAAUGUUUUCCAUCGGUGGACCUCAAAAGAAUACGGCAAAGCUUUGCACCUAAUCAGGGACGACUCCGACCAAGCGGAAGCCCAAUCCGAGCCUUGGACAUGGACAACGGGAGAUGAUCUUGUGCAAUCAUCCAGGAUAGCGCGGCGAAUGAUCUCCAAUAUGGGUACAGAGCACCAGUUGUUGUCCUUUACACCUUCCAAAGAUGCGUACAAACGUCUCGAUGUCCAUGGGAACUCGGUCUUCACAAGGUCCUUUUGUCCAGAAUUGACUUCGAAAGGGCUUGCCGCGACGCCUAUGGCUUUCAAGCACUACUUUGGAAAUCCUAAAUACGCAGCAAUUUACAGGAGGAUCAGCAGCGUUUUUAAUCACUCGGUGAAAGGCCCUACAAUGCAGUCCGAAGUGGAAUUCGACCAAAUAUUUGAUUUCAUGCGAAGAGACCUGAUGCAAUUUAAAGGAAUAUCCGCGAAGCGAAAUCAUGAUUCGAUAAUAUUUCUCGGAUUCCUUGAUCACCUGUAUAAGAAUUUGGAUACUUCAGAAGUCACUGUCUCCCUUGAUGUUCUACGCACACCGUUAAGUUCGAAGAAGUGUUUCAGUGGAUUCCUAUCGAAGUCAGUGCAGACGCGCAUGGAAAAUGCAUUCUCUGCGGUAGCCUACCUCGAGACAGGUGACCAAGACCUCGAUCCUGGAUUGCUGAACAAUGUCAUGGCAGUCAUCGUUGGAAGCUCGAUCUACGCUGCUGGAGUUCUCUCGUCCGACCCGCACGAGGAUUCGGAUUCUUGCUCAUUGAGUCGAACCUUUGGCAACAUUGGCAAACCCGGCGUGUCUUUGCUGAUCCCUCCACCAGUCCCUCAAAUAAAAAAGAACGACACAGGGGAGUGGAAUGUCAUAAAUCACGAACCUUGGGAUGGAUCGACAGCCGAUCACUUCAAUAAAACUUCUCUUCACUUAUCCCUGACUGAAUACCGGGUUCCCUAUACGGCUGAGCACCAGGGCCAACGGGAUAUGCAAGCUUUCUUCCAAGAAGCAAUUGUCUCGGUUUAUGAUGGUAACGUUUGGAUAGGAGACAUUGAUAUCGUCAAAGCCUUAUCCUCAUCAACUGCCACGCUGACCAAAGUGCCGAGCGAGUGUGAAAGCGGUCACAAGUACGCCACUCAACCCAUAGCAAUAGGACUACAAGAAAUGGGGAAGAAGAGGAACGCUCUCAUGAGACAAAUUGUGUGCGCAGACAGCUGGCAGGAGCUUCUCGACAAAUCCAAUCGACCUAUGGUCCUAAGAUGUCAUGAAAACUGGGUGGGCCGCCUGGCGGUAACGUCGAUUAGCGUGCAGCUCGGAUACCGAACGCUUGUGCUACCGAAGAAGAGCUGCAAGAAUGGCUGUUUCAACGACCCCGACUUCACGUCGAGAAAUCUGGUGGGGCAUAUCGAUGUGAUCAUAUUUUAG
Molecule: messenger RNA, 3009 nt
Organism: Diaporthe amygdali
Lineage: Eukaryota; Fungi; Ascomycota; Sordariomycetes; Diaporthales; Diaporthaceae
Exons: 1
Coding region: 1-3009 (1002 amino acids)
Source: RefSeq, a predicted model, not a curated record